Messenger RNA from Protobothrops mucrosquamatus (brown spotted pit viper), 1017 nucleotides. RefSeq names its product tomoregulin-2. The coding region runs from base 1 to 780 and encodes 259 amino acids. Lineage: Eukaryota; Metazoa; Chordata; Lepidosauria; Squamata; Viperidae. Gene Ontology annotation, molecular function: protein binding. The record is from RefSeq and is a predicted model, not a curated record. The transcript has 8 exons.
AUGGGUUAUGAGAAUAACCUUGAGGAACAGGAAGAAGAGCUACAGCCGUUCUUCAACACAGAUAAAAGCACGGGUAUGUUUCUCAAAGACUCAGGCAGUGAAGGUUCGGGAGAAACCAUUCAAAAGGAAACAUCCACCUGUGACAUUUGUCAGUUUGGGGCAGAGUGCGAUGAAGAUGCAGAGGAUGUUUGGUGUGUGUGCAACAUUGACUGUUCACAAACCAACUUCAAUCCUCUCUGUGCUUCCGAUGGAAGAUCUUACGAUAAUGCAUGUCAGAUCAAAGAGGCAUCAUGUCAGAAACAGGAGAAAAUUGAAGUCAUGUCUUUGGGCCGAUGUCAAGAUAACACAACUGCCACUACAAAGUCAGAAGAUGGACAUUAUGCAAGAACAGAUUAUGCGGAAAAUGCAAACAAACUGGAAGAAAGUGCCAGGGGAAUCUACAUUCCAUGUCCAGAACAUUAUAAUGGUUUCUGCAUGCAUGGAAAAUGUGAGCAUUCUGCUAAUAUGCUGGAGCCAUCUUGCAGAUGUGAUGCGGGCUACACUGGACAACACUGUGAAAAGAAAGACUACAGCGUUUUGUAUGUGGUUCCAGGCCCUGUUCGAUUUCAGUAUGUCUUAAUAGCAGCAGUGAUUGGAACAAUUCAGAUUGCAAUCAUCUGUGUUGUCGUUCUCUGCAUUACAAGGAAAUGUCCCAGGAGCAACAGAAUUCACAGGCAAAAGCAAAACACAGGGCACUACAGUUCAGACAACACAACGAGAGCAUCGACCAGGUUAAUUUAAAAAAGAGCGCAUGUUUCCACAAUGGCAAAAGUAAACUGCAGAGAGCUUGGACUUACAAAAUACAGUAUUAUAGACAAAAGUUCUACACAUGUUGCCUUGCAUUUGUGGUAAUCGACACCAAUGAAAACAGAACGAAACAUGUACUACAGCUAUAUUUGAUUAUGUAUGGAUAUAUUUGAAAUAGUAUACAUUGUCUUGAUGUUUUUUCUGUAAUGUAAAUAAACUAUUUAUAUCACA